AACUCAGCUAGGAUGCAGUCACAGGAAGGGGAGGAGCCUUCUCCUAACAGCAGCCAAUCAGACAGCCGGUUGAAGAGCAAGAAGCCGCCCAGUCUGGUCAUAGCCAUCCCUGCCCCAGAGGAAGAAGAGAGAGCUGAAACGGUCAAGCAGGUACCCCUUUGACCUGCUUUUUCCAUUUUGACCCCUGUUAUGCUAACAUGGUCUCUACUUGGAAAAUGGCAGUUGAGGCUCUGAUGAAGGCCAUUUCAAUAGGAAAGGGAAGAAUUGGCAUGCAAACUUUUACAGCUGGUAGUAUAGCCAGAGUUUCAGCCCCCAACUGAAAACCUUUUUACUAUAGAUGAGCAUGCUGUCUCCCUUUCCUUCAUAUACAGUAUGUCAUUUCAUUGGGGGGAAGUAUGGCAUUUGGGACAUCUGCUGGUGUCUACGGGCAUCCAUAUCCCAACCAGCCCCCCCCCCCCAGUCCACUCAUGCUAGUGUUGCACGGUCAGUCACGACUAGCUACUUUAUAGCAAAGCUGAGAUAGGCCCUGUUAACAUUCCUGUCUUUACAUUUUGGGUUUUAUAAAUAGGGGCAGGUUGUUUUUUCUGAUUUGGACAAAAUUGCCCCAAAAUCCAGAAAUGUUUUCCGUAUAAGACUCGUCAUCGGUCAUUUGAAAGCUAAUCUAAUCUAAUGUAGUCACAUUAGCCAGUUUUUGGGUCCAUGUAUCCAUUUUCCUGUUUAACUCAUUUCUCUUGUCUUCACUGUCUGGCUGGUCUGGCACACCCUGGGGGACUCCUUCAGAUUAAGUGGUUAUUUUGCCCCAAAUGAUCUGCUCCAUCAAGCAUUAAGCACUCCCUGCACCAUUACUUGUCAAAAGUCAUCAGUGUUAGGUGUAUGCCCGCAGAGAGUGUGUGGGUGGGUGUGUGUGUGUGAGGGAGAGUGCAUGUGUGAGAACACAAGUGUGUGCGUGUGCUCAUUAAUUUGUGUGUGUGUGCAUCUACGUGUGUGUGUAUGUGUGUGAGCACUGUCACUACACAGGGGUUUCCCCAACAAAGAGCCUCUGGUGGCUGGCUGGCUAGCUAAGCACACCCCCUGCUGGUUCACACACAGGCAGCACAUAUGGCUCUCACAAUACUCAAUUAACGCCACAGUGACUCGACAAGUCGUUAGCCAAGUCGCCGUUAAAGACGUGAAUGGGGUUUUGAAAGAACAUGCCAUACAAAAUGAAAAAACAUUACAAAAACAAAUGCCCAAGUCUCCACUUUUGAAGUAUAAGACGUUAGUCUAAUGGAAAAAUACUAAGCUUUAGGAUGAUUUGGUGGUUCCUUAGUAUCACUUCUUUGUUUUCUAACAAAGUGAAAAAAUGAUAUAUGCAUUUUGCUGCAGUCUCAGAAAAAUAAAACUCCUUACUUUGCCUUUCUUACACUUCUGUUUUGGAAUAAGUUGAUUGAUCUGAGCUAAACCAGAUAGCUGUAACCCCUCACUAAAGUCAAUGGAACGCUGUGGACUGAAUCAUACAAAAUAAAUAAUGCUCUUAACACGCAUUCCCUUCCAAAUUACAUUUACAUUUGAGUCAUUUAGCAGACGCUCUUAUCCAGAGCGACUUACAGUUAGUGAGUGCAUACAUUAUUCCCCCCCCCCCGUGGGAAUCGAACCCACAACCCUGACGUUGCAAACGCCAUGCUCUACCAACUGAGCUACAUCCCUGCCAGCCAUUCCCUCCCCUACCCUGGAAGAUGCUGGGCCAAUUGUGCGCCUCCCCAUGGGUCUCCCGGUCGCGGCCGGCUACGACAGAGCCUGGAUUCGAACCAGGAUCUCUAGUGGCACAGCCUUAGACCACUGCGCCACUCGGGAGGCCGAGUGUUCCAAAUGGAAGGCGCACAAUUGGCCCAGCGUCGCCCAGGGUAGGGAAGGGAAUGGCUGGCAGGGAUGUAGCUCAGUUGGUAGAGCAUGGUGUUUGCAACGCCAGGGUUGUGGGUUCGAUUCCCACGGGGGGGAAAUAAUGUAUGCCGAGUGUUCCAAAUGUUCCAUUGACAACAAUGCAUGAUUUACGCGAUUUUCAAAUUUUUCACACACCCCAAGUGAAGAUUUAGCCCAGUAGUAUACCAGUGAUGGCGUGAAUUCCAUUUAAAUUCAGCCAAUCCAUUUCAAGUGCCCUUUAAUUUCAUGGCCUACAGUAUACUGACUCUCUGAGCUAGGAUUAUGCUCAGUAGUCCCUCUGCUCUCUCCCCUGUCCAGCCCCUGCGUUCAUCCCUGAAGAAGAGUGAGAGCCUGCAGCAGGCCAGUCCUCUGUCUGACAGUGGUACUGAUGGGGGUGGAGGUCACUCUGCUGGGGACAGGAGGGCAGCCUUCUACAGACAGACCUCCCUGUCUCAGAGCAUACGCAAGUAAGUGGGCUGGGGGGGAGUGGAAAGAGAGAGGGAAAAUAUAAGGGAAGGGAUGAAGAAACUAAUGGAGGGCAGAAGAAAAUCUGAUAGGGGGCAUAGGAGGAUUGUAGGGGUAGUGGGUGAGAAAGGAGGAAGAUGAAGAGGGUGAAAAGACAGGGAAGGUACUGUAUGAUAAGAUUAAAAGGGGUUGGGGUGGUGGAAAGAGACUUUAGAUUAACAGAUGGUAGCAGAGAGAGAAACGGAAGAGAAAGAGAAAAGACAGUGGGAGAAUCAAUAUUGCAUACUCCUCACAUCCUCUCUCCUGGCCUCUUUCUCAAACCCCAUUGGAGAAGAAGGUCAGAGGGGAGGGACCUCUGGCUUUCUCAUCCAAUGGGUUUUGAGAAUUGGGGGUUGGUGGUGGCAUACAGCGGGGGAUUUCCUUUUAUGACUGUUUGGAAUGUUGGACAUAAACAAGUUGUAUUCUCUCCUCCCCCCUCCCUCUCUCUUUUACCCCUCGCUGUCUCUCUCCCUCUCUCUUCGGUAUUCUUCCCUUCCUCCCUCCCUCCCUCCCUCCCUCCCUCCCUCCCUCCCUCCCUCUCUUUCGUUUCCCCCUUCCUUCCUCUCUCCCUCCUUUCUCUCCUCUUUCCCCCUUCCCUCUCUCUCUCCCUCACCCCCUCUCCCUCUUCCAAUACCCUCUCUCUCCCUCCCCGUCCUCUAGGGGUACAGCCCAAGCUACAGCCCAAGCAGCAGGUUGGUUCGGGGUGGGUGAGAACUGUGAGACCGAGCAGCAGCUAUGGCAGAAGAAGAGUCUGCGCCACUGCAGCCAGCGCUACGGCAAGCUCAAGGCCCAGUACAGAGAGCCAGAGCUCCCCGUCAGCAUGGACCAGGGCCUGGACUCACCCGCCGCAAACAAGAUGCCCAAGGUAGGCUACCGAACACACACAUACAUAUGGAGACCACUCCUAGCCCCUAGGUCUGACAGAACUGGAUAGGUACAGUGCAUUUGGAAAGUAUUCGGCCCCCUUGACUUUUUCCACAUUUUGUUACGUUACAGCCUUAUUCUAAAAUGGAUUAAAUAAAGUUUUUCCCUCAUCAAUCUACACACAAUACACCAUAAUGACAAAGCAAAAACAGUUUAUUUUAUACAUUUUUGCAAAUGUAUACAAAAUAAUCAACUUAAAUAUCACAUUUACAUAAGUAUUCAGACCCUUUACUCAGUACUUUGUUGAAGCACCUUUGGAAGCGAUUACAGCCUCGAGUCUUCUUGGGUAUGAAGCUACAAGCUCGGCAAACCUGUAUUUGGGGAGUUUCUCCCAUUCUUCUCUGCAGAUCCUCUCAAGCUCUGUCAGGUUGGAUGGGGAGCGUCGCUGCACAGCUAUUUUCAGGUCUCUCCAGAGAUGCUAAAUCGGGUUCAAGGCCGGGCUCUGGCUGGGCCACUCAAGGACAUUCAGAGACUUGUCCUGAAGCCACUCCUGCGUUGUCUUGGCUGUGUGCUUAGGGUCGUUGUCCUGUUGGAAGGUGAACCUUUGCCCCCAGUCUGAGGUCCUGAGCACUCUGGAGCAGGUUUUCAUCAAGGAUCUCUCUGUACUUUGCUUUGUUCAUCUUUCCCUCGAUCCUGACUAGUCUCCUAGACCCUGCCGCUGCAAAACAUCCCGACAGCAUGAUGCUGCCACCACCAUGCUUCAACGUAGGGAUGGUGCCAGGUUUCGUCCAGACGUGACACUUGGCAUUGAGACCAAAGAGUUCAAUCUUGGUUUCAUCAGACCAGAGAAUCUUGUUUCUCAAGGUCUGAGUCCUUUUAGGUGCCUUUUGGCAAACUCCAAGCGGGCUAUCAUGUGCCUUUUACUGAGGAGUGGCUUCCGUCUGGCCACUCUACCAUAAAGGCCUGAUUGGUGGAGAGCUGCAGAGAUGGUGGUCCUUCUGGAAGGUUCUCUCAUCUCCACAGAGGAAUUCUAGAGCUUUGUCAGAGUGACCAUCGGGUUCUUGGUCACCUCCUUGUUUCUGCAACUUGUCUAGAGAGUCAGCACUUCUUCAUUGUAGCAGUACACAUGUCCUUGAGCAGUUUAACAAAGAGGCAGUGUGUGUGUGAGUCACAAGUCUAUCUCAGCCUACCCCCUAACGGUUCCUCACAUUAAUCACAGCUUGUUAUGUUAAACAAUCUAUAUCAGUACAGCACAAACCUAUUAUGUUUAAUCAUUAAUGUAUUCUUUCUAAGCUAGGCAUCACAUCUAGUUGUAAGAGAAUAGAUCCCCACAGUGGUUCCAAACUUCUUCAAUUUUUAAGAAUGAUGGAGGCCACUGUGUUCUUAGGGACCUUCAAUGUUGCAGACAUUUUUUGGUACCCUUCCCCAGAUCUGUGCCUCGACACAAUCCUGUCUCGGAGCUCUACGGACAAUUCCUUCGACCUCAUGGCUUGGUUUAUUUCUCUGACAUGCACUGUCAACUGUGGGACCUUAUAUAUACAGGUGUGUGCCUUUCCAAAUCUUGUCCAAUCCAAUUGAAUUUACCACAGGUGGACUCCAAUCAAGUUGAGGAAACCACUCAAGGAUGAUCAAUGGAAACAGGAUGCACCUGAGCUCAAUUUUGAGUCUCAUAGCAAAUGUGUCUGAAUACUUAUGUAAAUAAGAUAUUUCAUUUUUACAUUUUUAAUACAUUUGCAAAAAUGUCAAAAAACCUGUUUUGACUUUGUCAUUAAGGGGUAUUGUGUGUAAAUUGACGAGGAAAAAAAUUAAUUGAAUCCAUUUUAGAAAAAGGCUGUAACGUAACAAAAUGUGGAAAAAGUAGACGGGUCUGAAUACUUUAUGAAUGCACUGUAUAUAUACUUAUAUGUAUAAGCAAUGAAGUAAGAGGCAAGUAAAUAUACUACUAUAUGCAUCUUUUUUGGAUCUACAUGAAGUGCCCAGGGAGUGAGGGAUCGGGAUUGUUUCUAGACGGGGCCACUGUAUUUGUUGCACCAUCAAAUCAACUUUACCUAACAAGACGCUAUCAUCAACAACCAUCAUUUGUCUCGGUGUCAGACAUCAGAUUAGACUCCACUUUGGACCUCUACUCAGAAUGGAGAAAUCAUAGAGAGCAGGUGGAGGAAGGGCGGCGGUAGUGCCACUCAGGGGGAAGUGCACCCUCUGCCUGGCAUAAAUAAUGCAGAGUGUGGCACCAUGAUGGCAGGAGGUAGCCUACAUCUGAGCCUCAACCAGUGUGUCUGUUAGCCCCCACACACUCCGCUCUCCUCCACCGACUCUGACACACCCACUCACUCCUGGGUGCUUAUUCGUCUCCACGACUCUCUCUCUUUCUCUCUCUUUUUGUCUGUCACUCUAUGCCCCCUUAUUUCUCUCUCUCUCUCUCUCUCUCUCUCUCUCUCUCUCUCUCUCUCUCUCUCUCUCUCUCUCUCUCUCUCUCUCUUUCUCCCCCAAUCUUGUUGUUCAUCUUUCUAUUUUGCUCUCUGUCAGCUCCUAUGAAGACUCGGGUAAGACUUCAGAACAAGCGUCUACAUGCUCUCUGACACACUCACGCUGACUGACACCUCUACACACACAGAUGCAAACACACACACACACACACACACACACAGACGUGCAAACUCCGAACACUCCUAGUAGAUGGAUUAUUGAUGUGUGAAUGUCAUUGUGACAUCAGUAACGCUUUUAUGUAGAGCUGUCAAUGUAAUUCUGUGUCAACUCUUGUAGAAUGUAAUGUUUUCCUGCUUUAGUUUCCUCCAGCUAGCAGAAAUGUCACCAUUUGAGGAUUUUAGCAUUACAAUGUAGCUUUUUUGUGAUGAAGCUAAUGAUGUGACAGUUAAUUAUUUUAUUGUUUAUUUCUGUUUAAUCAACAUUUAAUCCUCCUCUUAUUCGCUUCCCCCCAGAUUGUGGACCCCCUAGCGCGGGGGCGAGCGUUCCGCUACCCGGAUGAGACGGACCGUCCUCCCCGUACCCCCCACACGGGACCCGUCACCCCGGGGUUCACCUCCCUUUCCUCCUUCACCUCCCAGCGCUCCGGGAACUACGCCCGCCUGCCCCGACGCAAGAGGGAGUCUGUUGCCCGCAUGAGUAUACGAGCAGCAUCCAACCUACUCAGGGUGAGUGGGCACUGGGGAACGUUAGGUGAAGUGUGUGCAUGGAUGUGUGUGGAUGGGGUUGCAUCUGUGCCACCUCCAACCUGAUCAUCACUGGGGAUCGUUAGUGGAAACUAGAUUACGUUUGAGUGUGUGCAUGUGUGUUGCUGUUAAGCACUUUUGACUUGCAUUUAUAAGGAACAGCUGUACAGAUGAAUAUUUGAUGGUUUUGCGUACGUGUAUCUACGUGCCUGACAUAAAUACAGAUUUUGCGCUUAAAAGACUGAUAUGUUGAUCUGUGUAUGUUGUACUGUACAUCACAGUCAUAUUUGAGUUGUCUCUCCUCACAUGCUAGUCUUUGACAUUGUCCCACUAACGUCCUGGUUGUGUGUCUGGUUCAGGGUCGUUCAGGUCUAGUGGGCUCCCAGACAGGUCGUAGUUUCCCCCGGCGGAGCUUCGCCCGACCCAGCUGGCUGGAGGAGGACACUGUGGACUCAGCAGACACUCACGGGUCCAUGUUCUUCAGCAAGGUAAUGAUACUCUAUCUACCUUUCUCUCUGUGUCCUUCUCUUGCUUUUAUGUCUCUCCAUGUCUCUGUCCUUCUCUUGCUUUUAUGUCUCUCCAUGUCUCUGUCUUUCUCUUGCUUUUAUGUCUCUCCAUGUCUCUGUCCUUCUCUUGCUUUCUCAGUCUCUCUUUUUGUUUUUUCUAUCUCUCCGUGUGCCUCAGUCGGUCUCCUUUCUCUCUCUCCUCUUUUGCUGCCUCCGUCUGCAUGUUUUUGUUUGUAUUAGUUCUCUGUCUCUGUCUGUCUCUUCUAUAUGUCUCUGUCUGUCUCUUCUAUAUGUCUCUGUCCGUCUCUUCUAUAUGUCUCUGUCUGUCUCUUCUAUAUGUCUCUGUCUGUCUCUUCUAUAUGUCUCUGUCUGUCUCUUCUACAGUGGGGAGAACAAGUAUUUGAUACACUGCCGGUUUUGCAGGUUUUCCUACUUACAAAGCAUGUAGAGGUCUGUAAUUUUUAUCAUAGGUACACUUCAACUGUGAGAGACGGAAUCUAAAACAAAAAUCCAGAAAAUCACAUUGUAUGAUUUUUAAAUUGCAUGACAUAAGUAUUUGAUACAUCAGAAAAGCAGAACUUAAUAUUUGGUACAGAAACCUUUGUUUGCAAUUACAGAGAUCAUACGUUUCCUGUAGGUCUUGACCAGGUUUGCACACACUGCAGCAGGGAUUUUGGUCCACUCCUCCAUACAGACCUUCUCCAGAUCCUUCAGGUUUCGGGGCUGUCGCUGGGCAAAAUGGACUUUCAGCUCCCUCCAAAGAUUUUCUAUUAGUUUCAGGUCUGGAGACUGGCUAGGCCACUCCAGGACCUUGAGAUGCUUCUUACGGAGCCACUCCUUAGUUGCCCUGGCUGUGUGUUUCGGGUCGUUGUCAUGCUGGAAGACCCAGCCACGACCCAUCUUCAAUGCUCUUACUGAGGGAAGGAGGUUGUUGGCCAAGAUCUCGCGAUACAUGGCCCCAUCCAUCCUCCCCUCAAUACGGUGCAGUCGUCCUGUCCCCUUUGCAGAAAAGCAUCCCCAAAGAAUGAUGUUUCCACCUCCAUGCUUCACGGUUGGGAUGGUGUUCUUGGGGUUGUACUCAUCCUUCUUCUUCCUCCAAACACGGCGAGUGGAGUUUAGACCAAAAAGCUCUAUUUUUGUCUCAUCAGACCCAUGACCUUCUCCCAUUCCUCCUCUGGAUCAUCCAGAUGGUCAUUGGCAAACUUCAGAUGGGCCUGGACAUGCGCUGGCUUGAGCAGGGGGACCUUGCGUGCGCUGCAGGAUUUUAAUCCAUGACGGCGUAGUGUGUUACUAAUGGUUUUCUUUGAGACUGUGGUCCCAGCUCUCUUCAGGUCAUUGACCAGGUCCUGCCGUGUAGUUCUGGGCUGAUCCCUCACCUUCCUCAUGAUCAUUGAUGCCCCACGAGGUGAGAUCUUGCAUGGAGCCCCAGACCGAGGGUGAUUGACCGUCAUCUUGAACUUCUUCCAUUUUCUAAUAAUUGCGCCAACAGUUGUUGCCUUCUCACCAAGCUGCUUGCCUAUUGUCCUGUAGCCCAUCCCAGCCUUGUGCAGGUCUACAAUUUUAUCCCUGAUGUUCUUACACAGCUCUCUGGUCUUGGCCAUUGUGGAGAGGUUGGAGUCUGUUUGAUUGAGUGUGUGGACAGGUGUCUUUUUAUAUAGGUAACGAGUUCAAACAGGUGCAGUUAAUACAGGUAAUGAGUGGAGAACAGGAGGGCUUCUUAAAGAAAAACUAACAGGUCUGUGAGAGCCGGAAUUCUUACUGGUUGGUAGGUGAUCAAAUACUUAUGUCAUGCAAUAAAAUGCUAAUUAAUUACUUAAAAAUCAUACAAUGUGAUUUUCUGGAUUUUUGUUUUAGAUUCCGUCUCUCACAGUUGAAGUGUACCUAUGAUAAAAAUUACAGACCUCUACAUGCUUUGUAAGUAUUAAAACCUGCAAAAUCGGCAGUGUAUCAAAUAUUUGUUCUCCCCACUGUAUAUGUCUCUCUUUGUCUCUUCUAUAUGUCUCUUUCUGUCUCUUCUAUAUGUCUGUAUCUUCUAUAUGUCUGUCUCUUCUAUAUGUCUCUGUCUGUCUCUUCUAUAUAUCUCUGUCCUGCAAAAAAAGAAACGUCCUCUCACUCUCAACUGCGUUUAUUUUCAGCAAACUUAACAUGUGUAAGUAUUUGUAUGAACAUAACAAGAUUCAACAACUGAGACAUAAACUGAACAAGUUCCACAGACAUGUGACUAACAGAAAUGGAAUAAUGUGUCCCUGAACAAAGAUCAAAAGGGUCAAAAUCAAAAGUAACAGUCAGUAUCUGGUGUGGCCACCAACUGCAUUAAGUACUGCAGUGCAUUUCCUCCUCAUGGACUGCACCAGAUUUGCCAGUUCUUGCUGUGAGAUGUUACCCCACUCUUCCACCAAGGCAUCUGCAAGUUCCCAGAUAUUUCUGGGGGGAAUGGCCCUAGCCCUCACCCUCCGAUCCAACAGGUCCCAGACGUGCUCAAUGGGAUUGAGAUCCGGGCUCUUCGCUGGCCAUGGCAGAACACUGACAUUCCUGUCUUGCAGGGAAUCAAGCACAGAACGAGCAGUAUGGCUGGUGGCAUUGUCAUGCUGGAGGGUCAUGUCAGGAUGAGCCUGCAGGAAGGGUACCACAUGACGGAGGAGGAUGUCUUCCCUGUAACGCACAGCAUUGAGAUUGCCUGCAAUGACAACAAGCUCAGUCCGAUGAUGCUGUUACACACCGCCCCAGACCAUGAUGGACCCUCCAUCUCCAAAUCGUUCCCGCUCCAGAGUACAGGCCUCGGUGUAACGCUCAUUCCUUUGACGAUAAACGCGAAUCCGACCAUCACCCCUGGUGAGACAAAACCGCGACUCGUCAGUGAAGAGCACUUUUUGCCAGUCCUGUCUGGUCCAGCGACGGUGUGUUUGUGCCCAUAGGCAACGUUGUUGCCGGUGAUGUCUGGUGAGGACCUGCCGUACAACAGGCCUACAAGCCCUCAGUCCAUCCUCUCUCAGCCUAUUGCGGACAGUCUGAGCACUGAUGGAGGGAUUGUUGUCGUUCCUGGUGUAACUUGGGCAGUUGUUGUUGCCAUCCUGUACCUGUCCCGCAGGUGUGAUGUUCGGAUGUACCGAUCCUGUGCAGGUGUUGUUACACGUGGUCUGCCACUGCGAGGACGACAGCUGCCCGUCCUGUCUCCCUGUAGCGCUGUCUUAGGCGUCUCACAGUAUGGACUUUGUAAUUUAUUGCCCUGGCCACAUCUGCAGUCCUCAUGCCUCCUUGCAGCAUGCCGAAGGCACGUUCAUGCAGAUGAGCAGGGACCCUGGGCAUCUUUCUUUUGGUGUUUUUCAGAGUCAGUAGAAAGGCCUCUUUUAGUGUCCUAAGUUUUCAUAACUGUGACCUUAAUUGCCUACCGUCUGUAAGCUGUUAGUGUCUUAACGACCGUUCCACAAGUGCAUGUUCAUUCAUUGUUUAUGGUUAAUUGAACAAGCAUGGGAAACAGUGUUUAAACCCUUUACAAUGAAGAUCUGUGAAGUUAUUUAGAUUUUUACUAAUUAUCUUUGAAAGGGUCCUGAUAAAGGGAAGUUUUUUUUUUUGCUGAGUUUAUAUACCUCUGUCUGUCUCUUCUAUAUUUCUCUCUGUCUCUUCUACAGUGAGGGAAAAAAGUAUUUGAUCCCCUGCUGAUUUUGUACGUUUGCCCACUGACAAAGAAAUGAUCAUCUAUACUUUUAAUGGUAGGUUUAUUUGAACAGUGAGAGACAGAAUAACAACAAAAAAAUCCAGAAAAACGCAUGUCAAAAAUGUUAUAAAUUGAUUUGCAUUUUAAUGAGGGAAAUAAGUAUUUGACCCCCUCUCAAUCAGACAGAUUUCUGGCUCCCAGGUGUCUUUUAUACAGGUAAUGAGCUGAGAUUAGGAGAACACUCUUAAAGGGAGUGCUCCUAAUCUCAGCUUGUUGCCUGUAUAAAAGACACCUGUCCACAGAAGCAAUCAAUCAAUCAGAUUCCAAACUCUCCACCAUGGCCAAGACCAAAGAGCUCUCCAAGGAUGUCAGGGACAAUAUUGUAGACCUACACAAGGCUGGAAUGGGCUACAAGACCAUCGCCAAACAGCUUGGUGAGAAGGUAACAACGGUUGGUGCGAUUAUUCGCAAAUGGAAGAAACACAAAAGAACUGUCAAUCUCCCUCGGCCUGGGGCUCCACGCAAGAUCUCACCUCGUGGAGUUGCAAUGAUCAUGAGAACGGUGAGGAAUCAGCCCAGAACUACACGGGAGGAUCUUGUCAAUGAUCUCAAGGCAGCUGGGACCAUAGUCACCAAGAAAACAAUUGGUAACACACUACGCCGUGAAGGACUCAAGGGUUUUGCCACCAAGUACUAAGUCAUGUUUUGCAGAGGGGUCAAAUACUUAUUUAUCUCAUUAAAAUGCAAAUCAAUUUAUAACAUUUUUGACAUGCGUUUUUUUCUGGAUUUUUUGGUUGUUAUUCUGUCUCUCACUGUUCAAAUAAACCUACCAUUAAAAUUAUAGACUGAUCAUUUCUUUGUCAGUGGGAAAAUGUACAAAAUCAGCAGGGGAUCAAAUAAUUGUUUCCCUCACUGUAUAUAUCUCUGUCUGUCUCUUCUAUAUGUCUCUGUCUGUGCUCUGUGUUCCAGGUGAAAUCAGCCAGUCUCAGCCUAGCUACCGUGCUAGCUCACACAGAUUUAGAUAAUUAACACAAAAUGUCAGGUGGCUAUUUUGGGUCUCCUCUCUCUUCCAGCAGUCUGUAUGUGCUACCAGAUUAAUCACAGUCCAGCCCCCAAAGUAAUGUACCGUUGGAGUGAGAGAGAUGGAGUCUGGAGAGAUGUAUGGGGUGUUGAGGGCUGUGUGGGAUGAGGGUUGGGAAUAAUAGUAGGUGCUACAGUUAGUGGAGUGAUGAGGGUGCAGAAGGGUGACUAGAAGUUGUCUUGAGAUUUUCUUGGAAGUUAAGAAAGCCAGAUACUGUACUGUUGGAGUGAGACAUAUGUGAUUACAUUUACAUUUUAGUCAUUUAGCAGACGCUCUUAUCCAGAGCGACUUACAGUUAGUGCAUACAUUUUUAUUUUUUUUCAUACUGGCCCCCCGUGGGAAUCGAACCCACAACCCUGGCGUUGUAAACGCCAUGCUCUACCAACUGAGCUACAUCCCUGCUGGCCAUUCCCUCCCCUACCCUGGACGACGCUGGGCCAAUUGUGUGCCGCCCCAUGGGUCUCCCGGUCACGGCCAGCUACGACAGAGCCUGGAUUCGAACCAGGAUCUCUAGUGGCACAGCUAGCACUGCAAUGCAGUGCCUUAGACCACUGCGCAACUCGGGAGAUUGAUGAGUAUUGUGAUGGAGUAUGUAGUGAUAUAUAUGGACAGGUAGAGGGGGAUGAUGGUGUGUAGGGGAGGAUAGUAGAUGGAAUGAUGAGUGCGGAAUGGUGGAUGGCAUUUUCUACAUUAGAAAGUUGAAAAGAGAUUUGUUUUCUGUGGGCCUCUUAAUAACAUACUCCCCACGUCAACUCUCUCUCAGGUGGAUGCCCAUGAGGAGUUGUACUCCAUGGCUGAUGAUGUGUUCGAGUCUCCCCCUAUGUCGGCUUCCUACGGAGACCACCAUGAGCCCUACCAGAGCCUGUAAGUAGCCUACAUUAGAGGGAUGGGGGAGAGCGAUUAAAAGACGUAGAUUGAUAAAGUCUCGUUGACUUUCUCCCUCUCUGUGUCUCUCUCUCUGUGUCUCUCUCUCCCUGUGUGUCGCUCUCUCUCUGUUUGUGUCCCUCUCUCGCUGUGUGUGUCUGUCUCUGUGUGUCUCUGUCUCUCACCCCCAGUAGGGAUGUGUCUAAAAACCCCACCGUGCAUAUUGAGAAGGCCGGGCCACAGCAGCGGGGGCGUCGUAUCGCCUCCCAGGUCAAGCACUUUGCCUUUGACAAGCCCAAGCGGCAGUUCGGCAUGGGCGUGGUGGGCAAGUGGCUCAACCGCCACUACCGCCACAGCAUCAGCAGCCAGGUGCAGAAACAGCUGGACGACUUCAGCAGCCACAGGUGAGGCGGGAAGGGAAACGCAUGCAUAAGAACACAUACAGACAAAAACACACACACAAUCCACACCUAGUACACAUUUAGUGGGCAUUCAUUCAUCUGUGAGAACCACAAAGGAAACAUUUUCAAAUAAUCCAAUCCAAAUAAGUAAAACAACCCUGCUGUGUCGUCUCCCUCAGACCGUACUUCACCUACUGGAUCACCUUUGUCCACGUGGUCAUCACCAUCCUGGCCUGUGCUACCUAUGGCUUUGCCCCUGUGGGGUUCGCCCAACACUCUACCUCUGAACUGGUGAGGAGUCCCAUAGGGCCUAGGCAACUGCACAGCCUAAUUGGAUCCAAUGGUUUCUGUGAUGGCUUCUGGCAUAGCUCUUUUGAUCCACAAUGGCUACCUUAGUGAUCUAUUGAGCUGUUUCUGCUGACUGUGUUUUCUUGGUCUCCCUCCAUAGGUGUUGAAGAACAAGGGCAUCUAUGAGAGUGUCAAGUUCAUCCAGCAGGAGAACUUCUGGAUCGGCCCUGGCUCUGUGAGUCACUGCUCUUCUAUCUCACGUGUCAUACAUGCUGUAUGUCUUUUCAGUCUUACAUUUGGGGUCUUUUAGUUUUGAUGGUCUACAUCUGCAGUGGUGUUGGUAGGUGCUAGGUGGGAGGCGAACUUAGCCUUCAACAGGACACGCUAAAGAGGUUCUGGACUCACUCACUAGUACUUAUUAACUGGUUAUUUACUCACUUACUGUAGUGUAGUGUACUUACUAGUGUGCCUUCUGACUGUACUAAGGUACUUACUGACUGUACUAAAGUACUUACUGACUGUACUAAAGUACUUACUGACUGUACUAAAGUACUUACUGACUCGUUUACACUUACUGACUUCAUUUUGCCUUGAGAAACUUCACGCUUGUCAGGUUCAGAUCCACUUCGACAGUGAUACAGAAUGUUCAUUUCAGAGAAUGUGUUGGGCUGACAGUCAGUAACCCAUGUUACAGUUUGUGUUCUAUUAGGGAGUCAAGUGAAAAAGUGGGUGUGAAAAGUAAGACGAUGGCUCCACCACAGCAUCCCACAUAGGCCACAAUAUGAACAGAGUAAAGGGUCCCACACGACUAGUCUAGUGGGUGGCUAUAGCUCAAAUAACUGGAGCUGUGGGUUUGGUGGCUAACUGUGUCUUUGUCUGUUCUGUACUGUGAUGCUUUAACUACUACCUUUGCAUGGUUGACUAUCAAAAUAUGAUCUCUUGACUACUUACAGUACAAUAAAGAGGUCUAACGGCCAGCUAAAACAAAGGCUAGGCCAGUAAGCCUAACUAUUUUUUGGCCCUGGUUCUGAGUUGCCCGGUUAGGUUAACUUUAUUGGAUUCCCAACUAUUUUUGGUUGCUAGAUCAAAUAUGUGUCUGGUUGCCAGAUUAAGAAUGUAUUCCUGUGUUCUAUCCCCCCUCUUAGGAGGACCUAAUCCACCUUGGGGCCAAGUUCUCCCCGUGUAUCCGCAAGGACAGCCAGAUAGUCAGUCUCAUCCAGAAAGCCAAGGACCAGGAGAGAGAGUCAGGCUGCUGUGUACAGAACGACAACUCAGGCUGUGUCCAGACCCUCAGCAACGACUGCUCGGUACGCAAACACACACGUACGCAGUACAUGCAUAUGUAUUAUUGUAGGCCCACACAAAUACUGUAGUAGACCAAUGCACGUGCACACACACACACAACCCCCUAUUGUACUCCCACUUACGCUCUCUCUCUCUGUGUGUCACACUCACACACACUCUCCUGCCACCUAGAGAUUACCGGUUGUAAACUUGAAACAAGAUUAUCAACUUUUUUGUCUGGCUGUGUUUAUUCUGGUCUGUGUGUAGGAGUCAUUGGCCACCUUCAUGAAAUGGAAGGAUGAAGAUGUGGACAUUCUGAGGUCAUCAGGCUCUGUGUGUCACCAGGACCCCAGGUACUGUCUUUGAUACUGUUCUACUAUACUGAAUACAGUGCUAACACACAUACACACUCACACUGGAGUGCUGACCUGUUAAGGUAAAACUGUAACUUGAGGGUAUCAUAAAGUGUCUUCCUGCUAUCUGUUUUCCUGACGCAUGCUGGAAACAGGACCUGUGAAGAGCCUGCCUCCGCAGAGCCUCACAUCUGGCCCGAUGACAUCACACAUUGGCCGGUGAGUGACAGGAGGAUCUUCCAAUGUUAUGCUUCGUCUGACAGCCCUGCUAAUAUGUAUUGUGUGACCAGACAUCAUUAUACAUGACAUUUACAGUGGGGGAAAAAAGUAUUUAGUCAGCCACCAAUUGUGCAAGUUCUCCCACUUAAAAAGAUGAGAGAGGCCUGUAAUUUUCAUCAUAGGUACACGUCAACUAUGACAGACAAAAUGAGAAAAAAAAUCCAGAAAAUCACAUUGUAGGAUUUUUUAUGAAUUUAUUUGCAAAUUAUGGUGGAAAAUAAGUAUUUGGUCAAUAACAAAAGUUUCUCAAUACUUUGUUAUAUACCCUUUGUUGGCAAUGACACAGGUCAAACGUUUUCUGUAAGUCUUCACAAGGUUUUCACACACUGUUGCUGGUAUUUUGGCCCAUACCUCCAUGCAGAUCUCCUCUAGAGCAGUGAUGUUUUGGGGCUGUCACUGGGCAACACGGACUUUCAACUCCCUCCAAAGAUUUUCUAUGGGGUUGAGAUCUGGAGACUGGCUAGGCCACUCCAGGACCUUGAAAUGCUUCUUACGAAGCCACUCCUUCGUUGCCCGGGCGGUGUGUUUGGGAUCAUUGUCAUGCUGAAAGACCCAGCCACGUUUAAUCUUCAAUGCCCUUGCUGAUGGAAGGAGGUUUUCACUCAAAAUCUCACGAUACAUGGCCCCAUUCAUUCUUUCCUGUACACGGAUCAGUCGUCCUGGUCCCUUUGCAGAAAAACAGCCCCAAAGCAUGAUGUUUCCACCCCCAUGCGUCACAGUAGGUAUGGUGUUCUUUGGAUGCAACUCAGUAUUCUUUGUCCUCCAAACACGACGAGUUGAGUUUUUACCAAAAAGUUAUAUCUGACCAUAUGACAUUCUCCCAAUCCUCUUCUGGAUCAUCCAAAUGCACUCUAGCAAACUUCAGACGGGCCUGGACAUGUACUGGCUUAAGCAGGGGGACACGUCUGGCACUGCAGGAUUUGAGUCCCUGGCGGCGUAGUGUGUUACUGAUGGUUGGCUUUGUUACUUUGGUCCCAGCUCUCUGCAGGUUAUUCACUAGGUCCCCCCGUGUGGUUCUGGGAUUUUUGCUCACCGUUCUUGUGAUCAUUUUGACCCCACGUGGUGAGAUCUUGCGUGGAGCCCCAGAUCGAGGGAGAUUAUCAGUGGUCUUGUAUGUCUUCCAUUUCCUAAUAAUUGCUCCCACAGUUGAUUUCUUCAAACCAAGCUGCUUACCUAUUGCAGAUUCAGUCUUCCCAGCCUGGUGCAGGUCUACAAUUUUGUUUCUGGUGUCCUUUGACAGCUCUUUGGUCUUGGCCAUAGUGGAGUUUGGAGUGUGACUGUUUGAGGUUGUGGACAGGUGUCUUUUAUACUGAUAACAAGUUCAAACAGGUGCCAUUAAUACAGGUAACGAGUGGAGGACAGAGGAGCCUCUUAAAGAAGAAGUUACAGGUCUGUGAGAGCCAGAAAUCUUGCUUGUUUGUAGGUGACCAAAUACUUAUUUUCCACCAUAAUUUGCAAAUAAAUUCAUUAAAAAUCCCACAAUGUGAUUUUCUGGAAAGACAUUUCUCAAUUUGUCUGUCAUAGUUGACGUGUACCUAUGAUGAAAAUUACAGGCCUCUCUCAUCUUUUUAAGUGGGAGAACUUGUACAAUUGGUGGCUGACUAAAUACUUUUUUUCCCCACUGUAUACAUUCAGAAUGUUGUACCCCACUGUACAGUAUAAGCCCCUGGUAUUAAAAUACAGCAGUGGAUGAGAGGUUACAGAACCAUCAUAACCUCAGGUCUUGGAUCAGUGGAAACCAACACUAGCUUCUUCUCACCCUCUCUCCAUCUGAUCCCAGAUCUGCACCUCCCCCCGCAAGACGAACCUGACAGGCUACAGACACAUGGACUGUAACAUCAAGGGACGACCCUGCUGCAUAGAAACUAAGGGCCGGUGUGAGAUCACAACGAGAGAGUACUGCUCCUUCAUGCACGGUUACUUCCACGAGGAGGCCACCCUCUGCUCCCAGGUAGGUGGGUGUGUGUCCGUCUGUCCGUCCAUCUGUCCUAUGUGGAUGUUGUUUACAGGGUUCGUUGAAUGACAGCCAACUCCCUAUCUGAUCCUGUGGUCUCUCUUUGUUAACAGAUCCACUGUCUGGAUGAUGUGUGUGGCCUCCUGCCCUUCCUCAACCCUGACGUCCCUGACCAGGUCUACAGGCUGUGGCUCUCCUUGUUCCUACACGCAGGGUAAUCAUACACUGUAUUUCUAUAGUACUUUUUAUACAUGAUCUUGUUUUUAGCCUAAAGUGCUUUACAGUAUGAGUAUGUAGACCCCAGGUCAUCUCACUGUAGUCACAUCAAUACUUAGUGCAAAUCCAAACACCAUAUGUAGAGUCAUGGGUUUUUGCUGACCACUUGACCUGGCCAGGAACAUCUCUGUUAUACUCUGUUAAAGGUCCAAUGCAGCCGUUUUGAUCUCAAUAUCAAAUCAUUUCUUGGUAACAAUUAAGUACCUUACUGUGAUUUGUUUUCAAUUAAAAUGGUCAAAAAGAAACAAAAAUAGCUUCUUAGCAAAGAGCAGUUUCUCAAGCAAGAAUUUAGCAAGUACUGUCUGGGAGUGGUCUGAUUGGGGAGGGGAAAACUGAAAAUGUUCUGUUAUUGGCACAGUGCUUUGGAACUCUCUUUCUUAUUGGUCUAUUAACUCAUUUACCGCCUGGUGAUGUCACCAGACAUUCCAAAACUCCAUCCUACCAAAACAGGCUGAAAUUUCAGGUGGUCUUUUCAAGCAGUGCUUACACUAAUAGGGCCUUAUCGUCAUUUUCAAAAUUUCACAGUAUUAUUCCAACCUCAUGGUGUGGAAAUAUAUAUAAAACACAGGAAAAUCACGUUUUAGACUACACUGGGCCUUUAAUACUUUGUUUAACCCUAGUUGUAGCCUACUACACGGCUCUGAUUGUUCCUUGUCAGUUUACAUGGUCAGUGAAAACUCAGGGAUAUCCUAUUGUAUCCCACAGUCCCUAAGUAUGGCCUUAACAGAAAAUACUGUGUUGAGGGUUCCCCCACAUGAUUAAGAUAUGGGUACUUAGUGAGGAGAUUACAGCACGUGCUGGUGUUCAGGUUUGUUUGUGUGUGUGUGUGUGUGUGCACAGGUUAAUAUAACAUAAGCCUACAGUAUGUGUGUACAUUUCCAUGCGUUGUCCUCUGACUGGCCUCUUCCCUUUCCCUAUGAAGCCUCCUCCACUGCCUGGUGUCCGUAGUGUUCCAGAUGACCAUCAUGAGAGACCUGGAGAAGCUGGCUGGCUGGGUCCGCAUCUCCAUCAUCUACGUCCUCUCUGGCAUCACCGGCAACCUGGCCAGCGCCCUCUUCCUCCCCUACAGAGCUGAGGUACACACACAGGCUCACACAUAGGAGCGCAUGUACACACACACACACCCCUUUUCAGCUCACACAACUGCCACUGCUGAUCUCCAUUGAGCUGGUCAGGUGUUUUAUAGGAAAGCUGGUGAGAGAAAGAGCGUUAACAUCUCAGCUAUACCCUUGGCAGCCACUGAGCUUAGCUCGGUUACUGGAGGAGCUUUGGAUAGGGAGAUUACUGGACUGGACGUGACCCUGUCUGGAGGGUAAACGGUAAGGACUUAACUGCCUCUGCCCUGCCUCCAUAUCACCAUUACACAUGGCUUGAGAAAGCCAUAGAGAUCCUCUAUUCAUUUGUAUGCUCAAAGCAUUGGUAGAAACGUAUUGCAAUUGUGCGAACUGGCUGAAUUGCUAGGGUUGGCACUGUCAAUGAGACGUUCUUACAGCCUGAGAAGUAGGGCCUUAGCUGCAGUAACCAGAUGUGGUGUGCCAGGGUCCCCCUAGUGGUGAGAAGUAGUUUCAAUUCACUCCAUGUAAACUGUAAAGGUCCAUGCAUCCCAUACAUUUGCAUUCCUUUGUGCAACACACAAAACUGGGUCUCAAGUUCAUGUUUUGUCACAAAUUAGUGUUGACCCAGUCAGUUGACCCAUUCUUUCUGUCUCAGACCAUGUCUGAAUCUCUCAAGUGUGGUCGCACACACAAACACACACACUCUUACACGUUUUGUCAUUCACAUUGUAGCCCUAUCCUCCCUACAGAGGUAAUGUCCAGCUUUCUGUGUUCCUCUCCCUGACCGGGAGACACUGGUACUUGUUGUGUUAUCUGGACAUGAUCUAAUCCAACCAACCCCUUUUCUUCUGCAGUGUGUGAUGUGCUAAUGGGAAGUUAGUCCAAUCCCCUCUGAGGUGAGGCAGCUGGCUUAAUUGUGCCUGUGUGUUAAGGAGAGAGCGAGAGAGGCAGGGACACUCAGUACAGGUUGCGAAGUCAGCAGUAGGCUAAAUGUGAAGGGCACAGGAAGUGAUUUCAGAGCGCCUUUGGACAGGAGACGCUGUUCCCUUGUAAUCUCCUCUUAUAGUUUUAUCGUGAAAAGUUACGUUCCAUUAGGCUAUUGCUGUCCAUUUAGCAUAGGAAGAGUGGACAAGUGACUUGAAUGUUUUCCCCUUCUAUUUCUUCUGGUGUUAAGCCCCCUUUCUGUAUGACCAGACUGUAAUAGCCCACCCAUGCUAAACUUCAUUGAUUACAAUUUGAUUUGGAGAAAUGAAGAGUGCAAAUGUUACUGGAAAGAAGAGCGUGCUCUACAGUUUUGUGCUUGAGGACAAGGCUCAGUAUCUUGGACAGGAUGCGUUGGUUGUGACGUGGGCAUUGCCAAGUGGGAGAAGAGAGCUGGUGUGGAUGACCUAAUUGGUGCAAAGAAACCUCUCCCAAUUGACCUCUGUAAGACGCAGCCUCUUUCUUAGUCGCUACAGAUUACUCUAAUUAUAUUGUGUGUGUUAACAAAGGGCACUGCUACGCUAAUCCAGAUUCCUGGUCUGUUCAAUUGUUGAAAAAAUAAAUGGUCUGGUCUUCCAGUGCUUCUACAUACAGAUUAUGGAUCAGAGUUUAGUACUCCUGAGGAGUACCUAUUUCUGGAAAAUCUCUUUUUUCAUUUCCCCAGACUACCAGCUCUAUUAUAAAAGUCUGCAGGUAUGUGGCUGCAGCUGUGUCUUUGACAUGAUUUGGCGCUACAUACGUCUGUCAUGGUUCUAGUGUGAUGUUAGUGUGAGGUAGCACUCAGAAAUGUCACCGCUGCUGCACCAGCAGGACGCAGGCUUUCACGCAACAGGAAUAGCACCAGAGAUGUGAGGCGAUACACGACUCCUCAUCUCAAGCCAGUUAGUGCCCCGUUUCAGUAAAAAUAAGAGGGGAUUAUCCCAUUGGUGUAGUAAACAAGACCCCGAAGCUGUGGCCGGACCACUCUCCAUCCACUGUGGUUAAACACAUCACAAGUAAGGAUUCGUUUGAGGUCUUCAUGAUGUUGGAAACUAAAUGUUUGUUAUACCCCUGAAAGGGGGAAAUAUAGAAAUAAAUCACACAGAGAUGUAGCUUUGGCUUCAAGUCACUUGUAAUGAGUCUUUUCAUGUAAAAUCAUCAGCAAUUUACAUGGGUACAAAAUAUAUUAUCUCCAAUUACAUAGCUGUUACAAUUGUUCAAUAAACCAGUAUUGUCUCAUUUAUACAUUACAAUGGCUCAAUUAAUCCGUUAUUGUCCCUCUUUAAAUUGACACUAUGAAAUGCAAUGACAAACCUUUUUAACCUUUUUUAAAUGUUAAAUGCAUCACGUAUCCCACUAUUUAUUAUCACCAUGAAUUAUCCUUGUAUAAACUGUUCCUAUAUUUAUUACAUACUGUAUGUGUUAAUUCCUAUCAGUAUGCAAACUCAUCCUAAUAACAAAAACAUGUAUAACCUUGUAUUAAUUAGUAUUUAGUGCUUUAGAUUACCACAACAUUCACAUUUCCCUAAAGUUUUCCAUUGUUUCCAUACACCCACACACACAGGAGCUGUGGGCGCGGUCUCUCUCGGGCACGCUCUGAUCACGAAGUCACCUUGUGCAAGUGAGCAGCCUUCUAGAAAGCUAGCUAGCAAAACGGCUAAUUUCGAAGUGGCCUAACCAUACCAAUAACACAUUUACUGUCUUUAACAUCGUUGCUGCUGACCAAAUAACACACAGUAGCGGUCUGACAUGAACAAAAACAUUUGUGACAUACCUGAUAGAAAUAAAUCACACAGAUGUCGCUUCGGGUUCAAGUCACUUGUAAUGAGUGUUGCCAACUCCUCAGUAAGGAAAGUAGCUAUUGGCUGUCCUAAAAGUCGCUAAAUGACAUCAUCGCCUAAUUUGCAUAAUUGGCCAUGUGCAUGUAAUUGUGAUUGGCGCUGUAGGAGAGAGGAAUAACGUUGUGGGAGAGACAAAAAGUGAGUAAAAAAACACCCUUAAUAUGUUUAGAACAACAAAUGAACUUUCUUCUGUCGAUUCUUGUUUUUUUUUAUGUCACAAUUUCAACCCUCCUCCUUUAUCCGGGCUUGGGACCGGCAAAAGUGACCCAAAAGAGACACUCUGGCGGAGUUACUUAGUUCUUUGUUUUAUUUUUAGUUUAGUUUUCUUAAGUUUGGUUUUUAACCUUAUGGUUCACUUAGGAGCCUACUACAAGUCACAGUAAAACAUGAACAUUUUUAACCAUAAUAAUAAUGUCAGAAUAAUAGUAGAGAGAAUUAUUUAUUUCAGCUUUUAUUUAUUUCAUCACAUUCCCAGUGGGUCAGAAAUUUAUAUACACUCAAUUAGUAUUUGGUAGCAUUGCCUUUAAAUUGUUUAACUUGGGUCAAACGUUUCGGGUAGCCUUCCACAAGCUUCCCACAAUAAGUUGGGUGAAUUUCGGCCCAUUCCUCCUACAGAGCUUGUGUAACUGAGUCAGGUUUGUAGGCCUCCUUGCUCGCACACGCUUUUUCAGUUCUGCCCACACAUUUUCUAUAGGAUUGAGGUCAGGGCUUUGUGAUGGCCACUCCAAUACCUUGACUUUGUUGUCCUUAAGCCAUUUUGCCACAACUUUUGAAGUAUGCUUGGGUCAUUGUCCAUUUGGAAGACACAUUUGCGACCAAGCUUUAACUUCCUGACUGAUGUCUUGAGAUGUUGCUUCAAUAUAUCCACAUAAAAAUCUAUUUUGUGAAGUGCACAAGACCCUCCUGCAGCAAAGCACCCCCACAGCAUGAUGCUGCCACCCCUUAUACGGUUGGGAUGGUGUUCUUCGGCUUGCAAGUCACCCCCUUUUUCCUCUAAACAUAACGAUGGUCAUUAUGGCCAAACAGUUCUAUUUUUGUUUCAUCAGACCAGAGGACAUUUCUCCAAAAAGUACAAUCUUUGUCCCCAUGUGCAGUUGCAAACCGUAGUCUGGCUUUUUUAUGGCGGUUUUUGAGCAGUGGCUUCUUCCUUGCUGAGCGGUCUUUCAGGUUAUGGCGAUAUAGAACUCGUUUUACUGUGGAUAUAGAUACUUUUGUACCUGUUUCCUUCAGCAUCUUCACAUGGUCCUUUGCUGUUGUUCUGGGAUUGAUUUGCACUUUUCGCACCAAAGUACGUUCAUCUCUAGGAGACAAUUUUUGGAAAAAUUACUUGUCAUGCACAAAGUAGAUGUCCUAACCGACUUGCCAAAACUAUAGUUUGUUAACAAGAAAUUUGUGGAGUGUUUGAAAAAUGAGUUUUAAUGACUCCAACCUAAGUGUAUGUAAACUUUCGACUUCAACUCUAUCCAUCUAUUGGCCCUUUGAGUACAUCAACAUUUGCCAGUGGAUUCAGCACCCUGCUGCUCACAGACUUGAUCAGGCUAACCAAGCUGUCAAGUAGCUUAAGAGGAUCUACUUGCUCUCCCUCAAAAGCCUUGAUGGCCAACUGUACCUCACCCAGCACUGACUUCAAAAAAGUCAGAUACAAUAUGUUUUGAGGAUCACUAUACAUGGAGUAUAAAACCUCAGCCAUGUAGCAGUGUUCACUGGACUUGGUGACUGCGAAAUGCAGCCUAAGCUCCUCCCACUGGUCCAAAAUGUGUGAAACCGCGGGUUCAAUGGAGAGCCAACGUGUGGCACACACCUUGCUUAUCUGUAAAGGUUUCUCCCCACAGUUGAUGGUGUCAUAUAUGGCCUUGUAGGCCUCCCUGCGCUUUGGAGACACUGAAAACCAGUUAUAAGUCUCUUGUACCAAGUACUCAACACUACGGGGGAUGGUGUUAUUGGAAGCAUGACUUACAGCAAGCUGCAGAGAGUGGCACACACAGCGAAUAAGAACCAGAUCUUUGAGGCCAUACUCCUCCAUCAGCACUUUAUGGACUCCAUUGUUAAUCCCCGUCAUAACAGAGGCAUUGUCAGUCCAUAUCCCCAGGAGUUUCUAUUUUUUAAGACAACACUUCUCGAGGAAAGCCACAACAGCACGGGCUAUAGAUUUGGCAUCUCCUCCCUCCAACUCAACAAGCCCCAGAAAUGUUGAUACAAUUGUCUGCUUGGUGUCACUAAAGUACCUUAUCACAACCCCCAGGUACUUAGAAACACUUACAUCUGUGGACUCAUCGAGGAGGAGGCUGAAACGCUGGUCACCCACAUCUGCGACCAACUUUUUCAGAAAGUAUGGUGCUAGAACACCAUUAAUCAUUUCUGUGCACUUUGUCCUGUGCAUUUUGAAGUGGGUAGCAGCAGUGGAGUCUGAGAAAGCAGCUCUACAUGCUUCUCCAAUGUGAUCACAUGCCAGCAUGGAACAGUGUUCAGCGAUAGCUAAUGCCAUGGUGGACUCAGCCUUUUUUGCAGAGUCAAUUUUUUUAAACCAUAAAUGGCAGCUUGUUUUGGGUGGAACUGUUAUAAGGCUUUGCCUUUUGAGUAUGUUUUUGAGUUGUCAUGUGUUUUUUUACAUCACUAAGUUUGGCGUAGAAAUCAGCCUUACAAUACAGGCAGUAUGCCCGUGUAUCAUCUCCAAUAAACGGCUUCAACCAGCCUUUGAAUUCAGGGUUUGAUUCCCACUCCUUUCUGUAUUUUUGAGUGUACAGUUUACACUGAGACAUGAUGAGCUAGCCACCUAGAUGUUUAGCUUAUGUCACAGAGAGGCGCACACACAGUGGACGAGGUGAGUAAGUGACUGAGGCUGUGUGAGUCAAAUCAGUGAUUUGUUUUUGUGCAGUAUUUAUUUUAGACAAAGAACAUUUUACAUUUACAUCCCGCCCUGAAUGUAAGCCAGGGCGGGAUUAGCCAGCGGCGGCUUCCCGCAUGUGUGAUUCAUUUGCAGUCUGGAUGUGGAGGGGUGAACAUCUCCUGCUCUGACUGCAGCUGGGAGGGACUGCUGCGCGAGGACUGGGCCGCCUGUGAGUGCUUUGGGACGGGGGUGGGGCCCACUGGGUGGGGCCCACGGCAGCACCCGCUGCUCGUUGAGAAGAGUAAGAACGAUACGUGCUUUCACGUCAGAGUCUCCAAAAGUUUCCAAUAACACCAGAAAAAGUCGCUAGAUUUGUCGCUAGUCGAUCUUUUGAAAAUGUGUCACUAGAGGGGUAUGAAUACUCGCUAAAUAUAGCGACAAAGUUGCUAAGUUGGCAACACUGCAGGGAAGCCCUGUGCGCCCCUAUAGGAAUUCCUAGGUAUAACCAAUCAAACUCAGAUCAGACAUCAAUAGAGCACACAGAUCGUAUAAUCAGCAUUUAGAUAAAUGAACAGAAUAUGACUUACUGGACACAUUAGGAUUCUGUAUUAUUAUUUCGUUAUUAUUGAGGCACAUUUUUUAUUAUAUCACAUUUGCUCAUACCAAGUCUGACUAGUAAGACAUUUCCUUUGCAAAAUAUUAAUUCAAGAUCAACCAAGAUGAACAGGGUAAAUCGAAUGAGCUAGACACCUUGCGUUAAUUAACUCAUCAGAAACCUUAAAAUAGCAACCAUUUCGUUUUCUUGGCUUUUGAUGAAUAAACUACCAAAGACCUCCUCUUCAACCCUCUCCCUCAUGUUGUUGUUAUGAAGUGAGAGUACUACAAAGGUCACACUAGUACACUAAAUUUCACAACUUGGGCUACUGAACACCAAUCACCUUCUGUGUUAAUCUCCCAGUGAGUGCUGCUGGAAGUGGAAAUGGUGGAAGACCAGGUACGUGUCAUAUGCCAAAGUAAAGAUUACAUAAAGAGGCAUCAGUCCAUGGGAAUGCCUGAGAAUAUGUGCGUGUGUAGGGUUGCAUAACUCCUGGAACUUUCAAUAAAUUCCCUGGUCUUCCUCAAAUUCCAGGUUGGAGGUUUGCCAGAAUCAGAAGGGAAUAAGCAGGAAAUCCGGAAUCCUCAAACCAGGAUUUCUGGAAAACCAGGGAAUUUAUUGAACGUUCCAGGAAUUUUGCAACCCAAUGCGUGUGAUUUGAUGUCAGGGUCUAUUAUUACUGGCUAAAGCAUCUGGUGAUGCGUGAUGAUUCCCAUGAGGUCUAAACCAGAUUACCGUUCGGCAUAUCAUUGAUCCGCUCAGCGAGCAGUAUGACCAGGAGUCUUUGGUGGGUCAGGGUUGGAUGGUCUAGGGUUAUCUCAAAAUGUUUCAUAGAAAUUGCAAGAUUUCAUGGAUUGCUCAUUCAACUUUAAAAGUAGUUCAUUCAGUUCUGGUGGCGGUUUCAGAAAUGCUUAAUGAUACAACAGUAACACUCGCUAGUACUUCUUCAAAGGACUUUGAGUCACUCUUCAGUGCAGAAAUUCUGAUGUCAGAAAAAGUUCAGACGAUCUGAAACUCAGCCUCUCUAAAAGAAACAACUAGAUGUCACAACAGUAACACUCCCUAGUUAUUCUUCAAAGGACUUUCUGAGUCACUAGUUAGUGCAGAAAUUCAGAAGUCAGAGAAAGUUCAGACAUUCUGAAACUCAGCCUGUCAAACAAAGUGUUGAAUGGCGAGUGAAGCUUAGACUGUCUAGUGCUGGCUGGGGUAUGACUGGAUUCAAAUCACCCAUAUAGCAUGUCUGGAACAUGUAGGCCACGUGGCUAGGGCGUGUGAAAAGCCUCACUCCUCCUCUCCCGUCGUUGUGGGAGGUUAGAAUCUCAGAUUAGCCAUCUGCCCCGGUACGCCCACCACAGCCCUGACGUCAAUCUAAUCAGGAUGCCAGCCGUAGAACCAGUGACCAAAGAAGCAUUGCCCUUUAUUUAACCAGGUAAGCCAGUUGAGAACAAGUUUUCAUUUACAACUGCGACCUGGCCAAGAUAGAGCAAAGCAGUGCGAUUAAAAACAACAACACAGAGUUACAUAUGGGGUAAAACAAAACAUAAAGUCAAAAUUACAACAGAAAAUAUAUAUACAGUGUGUUCAAAUGUAGCAAGUUAUGGAGGUAAGGCAAUAAAUAGGCCAUAGUGCAAAAUAAUUACGAUUAGUAUUACAUUUUCAUUUACAUUUUCGUCAUUUAGCAGACGCUCUUAUCCAGAGCGACUUAACACUGGAAUGCUAGAUGUGCAAGAGUUGAUGUGCAAAUAGAGAUACUGGGGUGCAAAUGAGCAACAUAAAUAACAAUAUGGGGAUGAGGUAGUUGGGUAGGCUAAUUACAGAUGGGCUGUGUACAGGUGCAGUGAUCGGUAAGGUGCUCUGACAACUGAUUGUUAAAGUUAGUGAGGGAGAUAAGAGUCUCCAGCUUCAGAGAUUUUUGCAAUUCGUUCCAGUCAUUGGCAGCAGAGAACUGGAAGGAGACGGUGGUUAAAAUGUCCGAUGGCAUAAUUAUAUAUUGAUCGCAGCAUUUAUUUGGGGACAUUGUACCAAAAAUAAUUACCCUGCGGAGAGAAAGUCAAUUGCAGGGCUGAACCUCUCCAGACCCCUGAGCUACAUGCAUUUGCAUCAGUAGACUACUGACUAAAUUCACUAUUACACACAGACGUCAACAUGUAAUGCACUCAGCUGGUGCACCUGCUUCCCAUUUUGCCUGAUUCCUAUUGUCUUCUGCUAUGAGGGACUAUAACAACUCAGCCUCAGUCAUCUGCCUGUCCAUUAACAAGGCGCACGCUGACGUACGCUACCACCACUUCCUUCAUGCUAAUGUACUAGCAUUUGAUAGGAAUUUCAACAGAUACUACUGAACCGCCAGUGAGCAGGAUGCAUGCAUUUAUCCCUGCUUCUUCCGCUGAUAUGCCCCAUGCUAUGGUCAACAGUGACUCAUUCAUUCAUGCACAUGCUGGCCUUGAUUCCCAUUCAUCCAUUGGUGGCAUUGUCAUCCAGUGAAACAUCAACCCCCAACCCCCAACCCCUCCCUCCAUGUUGUUUGGUCAGAGCAGGUGGAUGUAUGACUCUCUUUUCCCUCGCUCUCUCUGUCUUUCUAUGGUUAUCAUCCAGGUUGGCCCAGCUGGCUCCCAGUUUGGGCUGCUUGCCUGCCUGUUUGUGGAGCUCAUCCAGGGCUGGCAGAUGCUGGAGAAGCCGUGGAAGGCCUUCCUCAAGCUGGUGGGCAUCGUCUUCUUCCUGUUCCUGUGUGGCUUGCUGCCCUGGAUCGACAACAUCGCCCACAUCUUCGGCUUCCUCAGCGGCCUGCUGCUCUCCUUCGCCUUCCUGCCCUACGUGACGUUCGGCGACUUUGACAAGUACCGAAAGCGCGUCCUCAUCCUGCUGUCGCUGCUGGUCUACCUGGGCCUGCUCUCCUCGCUGGUUGUCUGGUUCUACAUCUACCCCAUCAACUGGCACUGGCUGGAGCACCUCACCUGCCUGCCCUUCACCAGCAAGUUCUGCGAGAAGUAUGACAUCGACCAUGUGGUGCACUAGGCUAGCGCUCACUAAAACGCUAACAGCUAAUGCUAGCUGGCUUUAGAGCCUGGACAGGAAGCGCAGUGGAAAAUACUUUUAAGGGAAAUGGAACUUAAAGGGAGAGGCCCGUAAGUGUUGAAAGCACCCAGGGUAUCUACGCACAUUGACUUCAAGACUGUAAAGCCAUGCUAGUUCCUCUGGAGAGAGAGAGACUCAGUCUGAGCAUGCUGUUAAAGUGGACUUGGAAGACUACAGAGGAUAUCUUAACAUUCGGUUCAUAAACUGUCAAGUUAAUACUACAGAGGCCUCUUAUUUGCUUAUUUGUUACCUUUUGUACUCGUUUUCUACAACACUGGAUCUAUCUAACACUAUGAUAUAGCAUUUCAUUAUGUUCAAAUACUUUGAAUUAGCUGUUCAUGUGAGCAUUUCAUUAUGGUAUUGAAUACAAGUCAUACAGUCAUUCAUGGUUUCAACUUGAACCUAGUUUUGUGUGCUUUUCAUGACUUUUCCAUGGCGCUUUUGUUGUUGUUGACCAGUUAAGUGUUAAGAAUUCCAUCCAAUAGCAGUUGCUUUUCACAAUGAAUUAUACUGUACAAACAGUUUCAGUGAAAUUGUGUUAUUGUAUCUGUAAAUUAUGCUUGUUCUUCAUCUGAAUGAUUGGUCUGACCUUCCAAAUCCUGCUUUCCAAUAUGCCUAGGUUAUUUAAAUCAACUGCCACAGGUGCUAGAUAAAUAUACAUCUAACUAAUUCCAAUUUAACUGUGUCACUGCCCCAAAGACAAGCUGUUAGCCUUAUGGAAGGCUUUUCAGUUGAAGUGCACUACUAAUUAAACACGUUGACUUGUUUUGGCCAUAAUUGUGCCAUAUCACUAGACAUUGUGUUUAUAACUUUGAUACUCAAAAGUUAAUUAAAUGUAAUAUCGUAAGAUUAUAAAAUUUGACUGACCGUCCAAAAGGCAGUAUGUGAUCUUAUUGAGCAAGCUAGAAAGUCCAUGUUGUUUCACGUCAAACUACGAUGUGCUUGCACUAUGUCUCUAUAGUAAUUAUAGCACUUCAGUGAUAUCAGUCCAAAUGACUUAUCAAUAUGUUAUGUGUAUAUAUUUCAAAAGCGAACGAGAAUCAAUGUACUGUGCCUUGAUCAAUGGCCAUUGAUUCAAGAAAGGCUGCUAGUCAUUCUUGCCAUUACAGAUACCAAAUUGGCCAACAGAGUUUCUGCUACCCCGGCCUGCUCCUGUGUUCUUGGAUUAUGUCCCUCUGCUCUGGCAGGUGUCCGCUCUUAACUGUUUAGGACGUUUCCUCAGAGGUGGAUUACUGCGGUGAUGUGGAUUAUUUUAGCAGGAUUUACUCUGCUUUGUUUAGUCACUUUACACACCAGCAGUCAACUGGUGGCGUUAAUGGCCGACUUUGUCAAUAGUGUGGAAUUCUUCACAGGUGUUGGUUGGACAAUCGUUGAGUACUGUUUUACAUUGUUUUACCAUUGUUUUGUCAUUUGGGCAUUUAAAUGGUUGUGACCCUGUUUCAUUUGCUAGGAACCUGUCCCUCCUUUUCUUUUUAUAUGAACACUUCGGCACAGUCUGCUCCUCGUCAUAGUAAUAAUAUGCCAUUUAGCAGACGCUUUUAUCCAAAGCGACUUACAGUCAUGCGUGCAUACAUUUUUGUGUUUGGGUGGUCCCGGGGAUCGAACCCACUACCUUGGCGUUACAAGCGCCGUGCUCUACCAGCUGAGCUACAGAGGACCAUUGGUCAUAGGAAUUCACAGUGCCUUCUGAAAUGUGUAUAAGCCUUUAAUUUGAGUAUCUGCAAGAAUAAGUCUAUAUAUGCAUUUGGACCAAAUUGAUUAAUUUAUUGGAAUAAAAAAGGAUACUUUGGAAUUUGCUCUUUUACUGAGAUAUUGUGAUAUUUUUGCUGCAGUUUUUGAAGAUAUUACUCACGUACGUGUAUGUAAAAAUUCAGAUGAUGUUCUUGAAAAUAAAUGUAAAUCUAGU
Messenger RNA from Coregonus sp. 'balchen', 29634 nucleotides. Lineage: Eukaryota; Metazoa; Chordata; Actinopteri; Salmoniformes; Salmonidae. The record is from the annotation of a GenBank genome assembly.